AUGGCGGCGGUGUGGAAGUGGAAGCAUCCCGUCCUCCUCCUCCUCCUCCUCGUCAUGACGCGCCCGGCGGUGGCCGAGGACGGUGGCGCCAACGCCACGGCGGCGUGCCCGCUCGACCUUGGCUACGUGGCCACGCUCCCGUGGGACCGCGCGCCGUGCGAGCCGCCCGUGGCCAACGGCACGGCCUGCUGCACGACGCUCCUCUCGGUGCUCGGCGUGGGCCUCGCGUCGCGGCUCCGCGCCUCUGGCCGCUUCCGCCUCCCGUCCGCGCGGGCCUCGGCGGCCUGCCUCCGCGCCUUCUCCGCCGCGCUUGCCGCGCCGCCGCUCUCGCUGCCGGCCUCCCUCGUGCCGGGCUGCUUCCCGGUCCAGUCCCAGUUCGCCAUCUCCCCGGACUACUGCGCCGGGGUCACCACCGCCGCGGAGUUCGUCGCGGUCGCCGGCAACGCCUCCGUCGCCGGCCUCAACGCCUCCUGCGGCGCCGACGUCACCUCGAUGUCGCUCUGCAACAGCUGCCUCGCCGCCGGGAUCGACGCCUCGGCGCGCCUCACCGAAGCAGCCGGCAACGGAUCCAAGUCCCAAAACUGCUUCUACCUCACCGUGCUCUACGCAGCCGGGAUCUCCAGCUCCGCCGGCCCCGACUCCCCCGUCACUGCGGCGUGUGCCCUCGGCCUCGCUCUCUCCACGCCUUCCCCCGCCACCUCGUCGCCAACCUCUAGCUCCGCCAGCCACACCAACAUCGCAGUCGCCGCCACCAUCCCGAUCGCCUCGCUCCUGCUCGUCUCCCUCGUCGCCCUCCUCGUCUGGAGGAACAGACAGGAGCACACCAAGGACAGGAGCAUCCAAAUCUUGGAGGAGCGGCGUUCGAUCCCGCGGCCAAACACCGGCUCCGCUGGCCGGCCGGGGGAUGUCCUCGCGGAGGCGCUGCGGAAGGAGCCGAGCACCAGCGUGGCGGCCAUGGAGAGGUACGUGCUUGUCGGGAUCCUGUGUGCCCACGUCACGGUGGCGUUCCGCCCGAGCAUGCCGGAGGCACUGAGGAUGCUGGAGGGGGAUAUGGACGUGCCCGACCUGCCGGACCGACCACAGCCGUUCGGACAGAGGAUUGCGUUCGACGAAGGCGAAACCAAUUUCAGCGCUUCAUCGAUUCUGAGCGGCGGCGGCCCACUCGUGGACUUUGGAGACAUGCUCAGGUGA
This is a messenger RNA of Miscanthus lutarioriparius, 1191 nucleotides long. Lineage: Eukaryota; Viridiplantae; Streptophyta; Magnoliopsida; Poales; Poaceae. The record is from the annotation of a GenBank genome assembly.